AUGCCUCAGCCCCUCAGCACCAAGGAGAACUCGCUGUUCCGCCAGGUCAUCCGCAACUAUGAGGACAAGCAGUACAAGCGGGGCCUCAAGGCCGCCGAGCAGAUCCUCAAGAAGAACCCCAAGCAUGGCGACACCAUGGCCAUGAAGGCCCUGAUCAUGAACCAGCAGGGCAAGACGGACGAGGCCUUCGCCCUCGGCAAGGACGCCCUCAUGGCCGACAUGAGGUCACACAUCUGCUGGCACGUCUACGGCCUCUUGUACAGGUCGCAGAAGAACUUUGAGGAGGCCAUCAAGGCCUACAAGUCCGCCCUGAAGCUCGAGCCUGAGUCCGCCCAGAUCCAGCGGGACCUGGCCUUCCUGCAGAUCCAGAUGCGAGACUUCGCCGGCUACAUCCAGAGCAGGUCCGCCAUGCUGCAGGCGAGGCCGCAGAUCCGCCAGAACUGGACCGCCCUCGCCGUUGCCCACCACCUCUCGGGCGACCUGGCCCAGGCCGAGAAGGUCCUCACCACCUACGAGGAGUCGCUCAAGUCCCCGCCCUCCAAGACCGACUACGAGAACUCCGAGGCCGUCAUGUACAAGAACACCAUCAUCGCCGAGCAGGGCGACUACGAGAGGGCCCUGGAGCACCUCAAGACCAUCUCCAGGCACAACCUCGACCGCCUGGCCGUCAUGGAGCUGCGCGCCGAGUACCUGGCCAAGUUGGACCGGAAAGAAGAGGCUGAGAAGGCGUACCGAGCCCUGUUGGACCGGAACCCCGACCACCCCGACUAUUACACCAAGCUUCUCGAAGUGGUCAACGUGGCCGCCGACGACCAGGCAGCAAGGAAGGCCGUGUACGACGAGUACGUCGAGAAGAACCCUCGCUGCGAUGCGGCCAAGCGGUUACCCCUGGAUUUCUUGACCGGGGACGCUUUCCGCGAAGCUGCAAAGGCAUACCUUGGCCUCAUGUUGGACAGAGGAAUCCCAUCGACCUUUGCCAACCUGAAGCACCUGUACGUGGACGCGUUCAAGAAGGAUACCCUUGGUGCCAUCGCGCAAGAGUACCUGGAAUCCAAGAAGUCGAGCGGCGAGAAGGCACCGUCGAAUGGUGAUCCACCAAAGGGCGAGGGCGCUGCGCUGUACUAUCUCGCCCAGCACUACAACUACCAUCUGAGCCGCGACUUGGCCAAGGCUAUGGACUUUGUCAACCAAGGCCUCGAGCUGGCACCCAAGAACCUCGAGUUCCACAUGACCAAGGCUAGGAUAUGGAAGCACUACGGUAACACGCAAAAGGCGGCGGACACGAUGGACGAGGCACGCAAGCUCGAUCUCAAGGACCGCUACAUCAACACCAAGGCUGCAAAGUACCAAUUACGAAAUGACAACUCCGAAAAGGCAUUGGAGCUGAUGGGCAUGUUUACUAGACCUGACUCGCAAGCUGGUCCCCUGAGCGACCUGAUCGACAUGCAGUGUGUCUGGUACAUGACCGAGGAUGGUGAGACCCAGGCCCGCAAGGGCAAUGUCGCCCUGGCGUUGAAGCGUUUCCACCUCGUCAAUGGCUUCUUUGAUGUGUGGGUAGAGGACCAAUUCGAUUUCCACAGCUUCUCGUUGCGGAAAGGACAGAUCCGUGCCUACGUGGACAUGAUUCGCUGGGAGGAUCAGGUGCGCGAGCACCCCUUCUACAGCCGCUCCGCCUUGGACGCUGUCAACCUGUACAUCAGCAUGCACGACAGCAAGUCAUUGGCGAAUGGAGUCAACGGCACCGAUGCCAAUGGCGACGAUGCCGCGGAGCGUAAGAAGGCUGCGAAGAAGGCCAAGAAGGAGGCCCAAAAGGCAGAGCGGGAAGCGGCCGAGAGAGCAGCAAAGCAGGACCCUAACAAGGCCAAGAGCCCCCUCGACGAGAACAAGAAGAAGGAUGACGACCCCAACGGGCUCAAGCUUGCAGCCACCGAGCAACCAUUGGUCGAGGCAACCAAGUUCCUCUCCCACCUGCUCCAGUACAGUCCCAAGUUCAUCGAUGCACAACUCGCCGGCUUUGAGGUAUACAUUCGACGAGAAAAAUACCUGCUGGCGCUGAGGUGCCUGAAGUCGGCGCUGGACUUGGACGCCUCGCAUCCCCGAGUCCAUGAGCAAUUGGUCCACUUCCGCAACGUCCUGAACACCAAGCUCGCUUCUCUGCCUGCCAAGGUCCAGGAAGUCAUCAAGUCAGAAUUCACCGCUCUUGACGCCUCCACGGACCUGAAGAAGUACAACGCCGACUUCCAGGCCAAGAACAGCAACAGCGCACCUCACGUGAUCGCAGCCAUCAAGGCGAAGAAGCUGUUGGGCGAGGAUCAGAGCAAGGUCGAGAAAGAGUUGGCCGACGUACUCAGCGUCAAGGGCAUCAAGUUUGAGGACGCCAAGGAAGUCUUGGCCCUCCUGCGCGGCUGGAGGAGCAAGGAGGUCGAUGGCUUCAAGAAGGCGGCGGCCGAGAAGUGGCCCGAGGUCACGGCCUUUGCGUAA
Neoarthrinium moseri is the source of this 2481-nucleotide messenger RNA. RefSeq lists its product as uncharacterized. Gene Ontology annotation, cellular component: NatA complex; cytoplasm. NCBI's taxonomy places the organism in Eukaryota, Fungi, Ascomycota, Sordariomycetes, Amphisphaeriales, Apiosporaceae. Bases 1 to 2481 code for a protein of 826 amino acids. The record is from RefSeq and is a predicted model, not a curated record. Gene Ontology annotation, biological process: N-terminal peptidyl-methionine acetylation. The transcript is spliced from 3 exons. Gene Ontology annotation, molecular function: protein-N-terminal amino-acid acetyltransferase activity; protein binding.